This is a messenger RNA of Closterium sp. Naga37s-1, 2394 nucleotides long. NCBI's taxonomy places the organism in Eukaryota, Viridiplantae, Streptophyta, Zygnematophyceae, Desmidiales, Closteriaceae. The record is from the annotation of a GenBank genome assembly.
AUGGCUGCUCAUGCUCAUAACGGGACCAGUAACCCCCGCAAUAACGCGUACAGCGGACCCUUAUCGCCGUCGGCGGGUCUGGGCAGAACGGGAAGUGUUACUACAGGGGGGGGUGUGACUACAGCAGGGUCGGUGAGCGACAGCAGCAAGGCGGCCAGCGCGUUAUGGCUCAUGGCGUCACACUUCGAGAGUACACAUCAGAUUCCGCAGUUGGUGAAGUGCUUGGAAGCCGUGUGUCAGAGUCCCCAGCCGUUCCUUCCUCUCGUGGAGGUUCGCACCCGCUGCUGGCUGGCUCAUGUGCUACUGAAACACUCCCGCUAUGUGCUGCACGCCAAGGCACAUCUCGAGAGAGCGCAAGUGCUUCUGAAGGCCAUUCCUGGGAAUAUCCCCCUCAAGUGCACGGCCCUCUCUCUGCUCGCCACGUGUUACCACCUGAUUGGCCACGCCCACUUUCACAAGCACAUACUUCAGAAGGGCAUCGAUCUAGUCACACACCAGCUCGCCACACUCCCACGCUCAGCCUCGGGUUCUGAAUCAGGUCCCAGCUCGGCUGCAGGCUCGGGGUUAGGUUCGGGAGGAGGUUUGGGCGGAGGUUCGGGCGGAGGGUCGGCGGCGGAGCUGGCUCGGUGGAUGGGGGUGUUUUCAGUGGGGAUGGCGGGGCGGUUGCUGGGGGAGGGGGAUGUGGAGGGGGCUGCUGCUGCAUUGGCGAAGGGGAUGGCUGCUGUACAGACGACAGGGGAUAGGGGCAUGAUGCUCCUGCUAUCCGCUUCCCUGCUGCACAUUCGCAUCUCGACCGUCCAUCACACGCCACAGCAGAUCUCAGCCCUUCUUUCGGACUGCACCUCGUUGUGGCAGCAGAUCCCGCCACGUCAGCAGCCAGACUACCGUGGCCUGUUCGUCUACGUCCAAUUACUGGCUGCCACGUGGCACCUCCGCAUGGCUGACUACAACCAGGCCAAGGCUGACGUGGCAGCAGCAGAGGAGGCACUGGCGGGGAUGAGUCCCGCUGCAGCGAAUCGUGAGGCGCCAGCUGGCAGCUCGCCAGUUGCUGCGUCAGCGCCACGUCAGCAGCAGCAGGGCGGGAAUGUGCAUGCACAGAGGCUGGGGCAGGAUACAGGAGCAGUAAGAGCAGUGGGUGCAGCAGGAGCAGCAGGGGCAGCAGGAGGGGUGAUGGGCAACGGAGCAGGGGCAAUGGUCGCAGGGGAAGGAGGAGAAGCGUCAGGCGCAUGUUUCAGGGAUGAUCUGUUGAUGCGGUUACCACUGGGCCCGCCCCACGUGCUCAAUGCUGAUUGGCUGCCGCUGCCAGCUGUCAGGGCGGUGGCAGGCCUGCUAAAGGUCAUGCUGAGCCGCCCGGGAGGAAAGCUCCUGGAAGCUGAGGGGGCGUUGAAGGAGGAGAGGGAGAUGCUGCGAGAUGAGCUUCACCGCAUCGGGGUCCUCCCAGGCUCUACAGAGUCCUCUCUGGAGCCUUGGAGUGUGCCGUGGGCCGGCAUGCUCCUGAUCUUGCUGCUCUACGUCUUGGAAGCCCAGGCAGUGCUGGCUCUGACGUCCACAGAGUAUCUUCUCUCUCAACGGGUUCUGUUGGAGAUUUGUGAUUGGUCAAGCCGCUUCCCGACCCUGCUGGCCUCGUUCGGUCCGAACCUCCACCUCCUGCUCGGGCAGUACGCCCAUGCCACAAUCGACCUUCCAAUUGCAAUCCGCCACUUCAGCACCGCUGCUGCCAAGGCCGGGUCCUUGUCCCCCCAUCAUCUCCACCAUCGCCCCAUCCGCUGCCUUGCUCUCUGCCUCUCUGCCAUCGUGCAUCUCACCAUCGACGACCCCUCACACGGGCACAUAUCCCAGGCAGUGGACAUUCUAUCAGCUCUGGAGCAGGAAGAAGCACAGCACGCCCAAACGCGACAGCAGCAGCAGCAACAAGCGGGAGCAUUGCCAUCACCAUCAGCAGCAUCACCGUCAGCAGCAGGGGUUGCUACAGGGGAGGAAAGGAAGAGGGAGCAGUGCGCGCAGCUGCUGGCAACAGCUCUGCUGGCGCUUAGACAGGGAAACCUGGUGGAUGCUAGGAGCCGACUCGCCCAAGGGCUGUUGGUGACUCACCGCCAGCUCAGCAACCACCAGAUUGCCGCCCAUUUCCUGCUGGCCAUAGGCGGCAUUGCACUGCGCACCAGCGACCUUGUUGGAGCAAAGGACAUUCUGAGAUCUGGGUUGACUCUAUUCCGGGCGGCAAGAGAUACCCAGGGCGUGGUGGCUGUUGCAGCAGAGUUGUCACUCUUGUACAGGUCAACAGACGAGGCGAUGGCAGAGAGUCAGAACGCGGCGUAUCUGAAUCGCAAGCGAGGGGAGCUGAGCCAGCAGGUCACAGCAGCGGUUGGUGCACCAGGGCAUGCCAUACUGCUACAG